Vicia faba (fava bean) is the source of this 1671-nucleotide messenger RNA. The record is from the annotation of a GenBank genome assembly. NCBI's taxonomy places the organism in Eukaryota, Viridiplantae, Streptophyta, Magnoliopsida, Fabales, Fabaceae.
AUGACGACGUCGUUUUUCAACGGCGAGAGAAUCGUUCUUCUCUUCUUCAUCUCCAGAAUCCUCUACUCUCUCCCAAUCUCUCUCCUCUCCCAUGGCGUUUCUCUCUCCCUCAUCGCCCUCGCCGCAUUCCUCCUCGAGAUCGCCGUCGAUUCUUCCAUCUCUCCCUUCCCUCUCCGCACCAGACCAGGUGCUUCCUCCGGAAUUCUACUCGGUGCAAUCACUCUUCCGUCUCUCAUUCUCUCCAAAUUGAUACAAUCAUCACGUGGAUUUGGAUUCUCGCUCCAGCAACUUCAACCUCAAGAGAUUGAGUAUCUGACAUUGCAAUACUGGGCAAUAUCUGCCAGCGUCUUCUCUGUGCUUUUGUUCCUCGCGUUGAAUCUAAGACGGACUCAUUGGGGUUUAAGGUUUAGCUUCUGUUUAAUUUUCAUUCAAGCUGUGCUAUGUGUUGUAGCGCUUUUGACUACUUCUCAAAUUGGGUUGCAUCCUGUACUGAAGCUAUCGUGGGUGUUUUUUCAUGGAUUGGCGUCUGUAAAGCUAAUUCAGCAUUUCAUGAGAACUUUUCCGUCGUGUGCUUCCAUUGGGGAAGCGUUUUUGGUGACAGCUGGUAUCGUUCUCUAUUUUGGAGAUAUGCUGCUGCUUACUAUAAAAAAGCUAUGUGGACUAUUGGUGUCAUCAGAGUUGGAUACUGCAGAUGAAAUAAAACGAAGUGAGAUAAAUAUUAUAAUUCAGGGGCUUGUCCUUGGGCUUCUGCUAUAUCCAAUAGCUUUGAAAUAUAUUCUCCAAAUAUGGGAGUGGUUAAUGAAUACAAUUUAUUCUGAACAAAAAAGAUACUAUGAGAUUGGGAGAUCCCUCAUAUUUAUUGUUUCCCUUGGACUUGCCCUCAUUGUGUUUGUACCAUUAUGGAUGCAGUUCGUACAGGAGUUUGACAUGCAUCCCUUUUUCUGGGUGCUUUCCUUUGUUUUCUCAGAGCCAUCCAAAAGACUGUCGUUGUGUAUCUAUUGGAUGUGUAUAAUUUCUGUUUCUGUUUUGCGAUUCUAUACCAUCUCUAAGAAUAGUAAGAUUGAGAGGAUUCUUUUGCGGAAAUACUACCAUCUGAUAGCUGUCUUGAUGUUUUCACCUGCCCUUAUCUUUCAGCCAAAAUUUCUCGAUCUAGCUUUUGGAGCGGCAUUGGCGGUUUUCUUAAUAUUAGAAAUCAUUCGAGUAUGGAGAAUCUGGCCCUUUGGACAACCAAUAAAUCAAUUCAUGAAUGCAUUCACCGAUCACCGUGACUCUGAUCUUCUCAUUGUCAGCCACUUCUCUCUCUUGCUUGGAUGUGCUCUUCCUAUUUGGUUGUCUUCUGGGUACAAUGACCGACCUCUUGCCCCUUUUGCGGGAAUUUUGAGCCUAGGAAUUGGAGAUACAAUGGCAUCAAUGGUUGGGUACAAGUAUGGUGUUUUGCGGUGGAGUAAAACUGGCAAGAAAACAGUUGAAGGUACUGCAGCUGGUAUAACGUCUGUACUAGCUGCUUGCUCUUUACUCCUUCCACUCUUAGCAUCAGCUGGAUACAUUUUCACUCAGCAUUGGUUCUCUCUACUUCUAGCCGUGACUGCAAGUGGCUUGUUGGAAGCCUACACCGCGCAACUUGACAAUGCCUUCAUACCACUUUUUUUCUAUAGUCUUCUCUGUUUGUAG